Aureobasidium uvarum is the source of this 1502-nucleotide messenger RNA. Lineage: Eukaryota; Fungi; Ascomycota; Dothideomycetes; Dothideales; Saccotheciaceae. The record is from the annotation of a GenBank genome assembly.
AGGAAAAAAUGUCGAAACAACCUCCUCGUGUCGACGACAUGUCCAUCAGGGAGAAAUCUCUAGCCGCCCCAGAGGCCACAGAAAUGGACCUCAAAGCCGGUGAAGUCAUUGGAGACCUCGAUGCAGCUGAGAUCUUCCUCCGCGACAACAACCUAUCCCACGCCUACUUGCACGAACUGCUUCAAGACGAGGCCGCUUGCAANAAGCUGGUCCGCAAGGUCAACUGGACGCUCAUGCCACUCCUCUGUGGAACCUACAUGCUCCAAUACAUCGACAAACAAGCAUUGAGUUAUGGUGCUGUGUUUGAUCUGUUCACCUCCACAGGAACGACGUCGGCUGAGUAUGGCUGGUUGACGAGUAUAUUUUACUUUGGGUAUUUGCUCUCAGAAUGGCCGAGUAGUUAUCUGGCGCAACAUUUCCCUACUGGAAAGGUGUUGAGUUGUUUUGUCGUCACAUGGGGAUCGGUCUUGAUGUUGACGGCGGCGUGUUCGAACUUUACGGGUCUCGCUAUUUGCAGAUUUAUUCUUGGCUGCCUCGAGGCUCCUAUCACGCCUUGCUUUAUGCUGAUCGUCGGCAUGUGGUUCACACGAAAAGAACAACCCGCUCGUGCUGGCAUUUUCUACUGCUUCAACGGGGUUGGCAGUAUGGUCGGAGGCAUCCUUUUCUAUGGUGUCGGGGUCAUCUUCUUGCUCUGUGGAGGCUUGACCAUCAUCUGGGGCAUUGUUCUGUUCUUCCUCCUUCCCAGUAACAUCAUGACGGCCAAGUUCUUUUCGACAGAAGAAAAAGCGCUUCUCAUCGCACGCAGCCAGACGAACCGAACUGGUGUAUACAAUAAGAAGAUCAAGUUCUCACAGGUGAAAGAGGCGUUGCUAGAUCCCCAGAUCUGGAUACUGUUCCUGUUCGUCCUGUGCAAUGAAGGCAUCAACGGAGGUUUCGCGAACUUCGGCAAGUUAAUUGUUAAAGGCAUUGCUCACGGCGAUGCACUCAAGACAACGGCAUAUGGCAUUCCCUCGGGAGCGUUUCAAGUCUUNUUUGUCUUUACUGGACCAUUCUUGGCAUCCAAGUUCAAGAACAUUCAAACGUAUAUCAUGGCGCUGUAUCUCCUACCGACCAUAAUUGGAACGAGUCUUGUCUGGAAGCUGCCAAGAGACAACUCGAAUGGUCUGCUAGUAUCUUACUACUUGAUGCCUGCCAACAAUGUAGCGGGAUAUACCAAGAGAGUGACGUCGACAGCAUUUGUGUUCCUAGCAUAUUGUAUCGGCAACAUUUGCGGACCUCAUGCGUUCCUGGCAUCGGAGGCACCUGUGUACCAAACAGGAUGUCAAUUCAUCAUCGCAUGCGCAGCCAUCCAGGUAGUGCUUGUGUUUGCGUUGCGUGCGCUGCUGAUCCACCGCAACAAGAAGAGAGAUGCAGAGUUUGGACCGGUGUCUGAGAUUGACACGAGCGAGGAGGCGAUUGAGGAUUUGACAGACUUUGAGAACCCUCGAUUCAGAUAUUCGUAU